Molecule: messenger RNA, 1202 nt
Organism: Syzygium oleosum
Lineage: Eukaryota; Viridiplantae; Streptophyta; Magnoliopsida; Myrtales; Myrtaceae
Product: alpha-crystallin domain-containing protein 22.3
Exons: 3
Coding region: 194-802 (202 amino acids)
Cellular component (GO): nucleus
Source: RefSeq, a predicted model, not a curated record
CCAAUCUCUCUUCCCCUUCGGCCCCCCUUCUUCUUCUCCUUCUUCUUCUUUCGACGACAAGAUCGCCGGAAGAACGCCGCGCGCGCGUCCGGCGAUUCGCCGCUCAAGAACGUGCGUUCCAGAUCGCAAAAUCUCGGGCUGACGAGCGAUUCUUGGGUGGGCCACCGGUGGUCGUUCGGAGAGAUAUCUCGAAAUGUCAUCGAGAGGAAAGACAAAUAAUGGAACCGAGCAGCACAUAGACCCACAGCUGCCAAUCCUUGAUGUGGCACCUCUUAAUAGUGUGCCAUAUUUUGGUCCACCUAUAUCACAUAGCAAUGUUGCCCCCUCACAGCCGGAGAUGGAGACAGAAGCUGUGGAAAGUGUUGGGCCCUCCAUCAUGUAUUUCCCUUCUCAUUCUACAGAAGAGUGGAACAAACUGCUUGCUGCUGCUAAAUCUGGGAUUGGACUGGUUGGCAGUGCAGCUAUGGGAAGGAUGGGACCAGUGGUUGGAGCUGUAGACAUUGGAGAAUGCGAGGACUCUUACCUGUUCAGGGUCUCCCUUCCUGGAGUCUCAAGGGAUGAAAAGGAUUUCAGAUGUGAUGUGGAGCCUGAUGGGAAAAUAUUCAUAAAAGGAGUAACAACUACUGGUGAGAAGACUGUCGUAAAGAAUUCCCAAAUCUUCAAGAUGACGCAAAACUUAUGCCCACCUGGACACUUCUCGAUCUCUUUUCGGCUACCAGGUCCUGUUAAUCAUCAACAGCUAACUGGUUUUUUUGGUACUAAUGGUAUUUUAGAAGGUAUUGUGAAGAAGAGGAACUACUAGAGCUUUCUGUAGGAGCACAGGCAAGAGCAUCACAAUGUUAUAGCUGUCGACCAUGAUGCGGUUGUAGGUUUUAUUGAUUUGGAAAGAGGGGUAGAAAAGAAGAGUGCUUCAACUUGUAGAGUUUCCUCGAGGGCAUGAGGACAAGGAUUGCGACAUGUACUAGUUUGAGAACUUUGAAAGUGUCUUCCAGGAGUUGGGAGUAUCCAUUAAGGACUUCUCUGCCUCCUGUCCCUCAAGAGUGUUAGUUUUUCACAACCUCUCUUUUUACUGCAGAAGUCAGUUCUGCUGUUUAAAUCUGAGGAUGGUUUAGAGAGCUGAGAUUAUUUGCACUCCUGCCUUAACUUGAUGAAUGUUAGGAGGAAUGCCAAUUGCAAGAGCCUUUCAUGGAGAGAUAAUUUUA